Molecule: messenger RNA, 3924 nt
Organism: Cydia strobilella
Lineage: Eukaryota; Metazoa; Arthropoda; Insecta; Lepidoptera; Tortricidae
Gene: Ssl1
Product: general transcription factor IIH subunit 2
Exons: 10
Coding region: 250-1452 (400 amino acids)
Biological process (GO): DNA-templated transcription; regulation of transcription by RNA polymerase II; nucleotide-excision repair
Cellular component (GO): transcription factor TFIIH core complex; transcription factor TFIIH holo complex
Molecular function (GO): zinc ion binding
Source: RefSeq, a predicted model, not a curated record
GUUACAGGUACUCUCAGUAUAUCAGUAUAUAUAAGUUACUCUAUGCAGGGUACUACUUGAAUACUUUUUAGUGUGUUAUGUGUAUUUCAAUUAAAUUAUAUUGAAGUAUAUAAAAAAAAACUAAACUGUUUUAUUUGCACGUUUUGAUACAUGUUAGAUUCCUCUUCAGUGUUUUUAUAAAUUCCGAUAAACUAAUUCAUUGUUGUUAAACACUUGCAUAAAUCUUAACAAACAACUCGGACGAUAACAAUGGCAGACGACGAAGUGGAUCCGAAAGAAUAUCGUUGGGAAACCGGCUAUGAGAAAACCUGGGAGGCAAUCAAAGAAGAUGAGGAUGGUUUGGUGGAAGGCCUGGUGGCGGAGUUCGCCCAAAAGGCGGCUCGAAAGGCAGCGGCGCCGCGCAAAGUGCCCGUGAGGCUGGGCAUGAUGCGGCAUCUUCUGGUAGCCGUGGAUUGCUCCGAGGCGAUGAGCUGCCAGGAUAUAAAGCCUACUAGAUUCCUUUGCACACUAAAGUUGUUAGAGAGAUUUAUAGAAGAAUUCUUCGACCAAAACCCCUUGAGUCAACUGGGCCUGGUGCUGAUGAAGAACAAGAGAGCAGAGAGGCUGACUGAAAUGUCAGGAAAUGUUAGAAAACACAUAAAGGCUGUACAAGGCUUGUCAAAUAUUGCCCUGACUGGAGAGCCCUCACUGCAGAACACGUUGGAGUUUGCAAGUCGUGUCCUCAAACCCCUUCCUGGGCAUGCUUCAAGAGAACUUCUGGUGUUAUUUGCCUCACUCACUACUUGUGAUCCAGGGGACAUAACUACAACUAUACAGAGUCUCAAGACCGACGGUAUCAGGUGUAGUGUAAUAGGACUGGCAGCUGAAGUCAGGAUCUGUAAAAAGUUAUGUCAAGAUACUGGUGGCGAAUAUGGGGUGAUACUAGACGACGUCCACUACCGAAGCCUGCUGCUGGACUGCACGGCGCCGCCGGCGCGCGCGCGCAGUCUGGACGCGGGGCUCGUCAAGAUGGGCUUCCCGCACGCCCCGCCCUCCGACCAGGACAACAGCGCGCCUCCGCCCGUCACGCAGUGCAUGUGUCACUUGGAAGAAGGCGAAGGCGUAGGCACAGAAGGGCACCUUUGCCCGCAAUGUCGCAGCAAAUACUGCUCCUUGCCCGCGCAGUGUCGGACUUGCGGCCUCACGUUGGCGUCAGCGCCACAUCUAGCCAGAUCUUACCAUCACCUGUUCCCUGUGGAGCCGUAUGAAGAAAUACCAAAUGAAGGCCAAGCUCAAUACUGUUUUGGGUGUUUAAGGCCUUUUGUGGAACUGGAUAAAGAAUUGCACCGCUGUCCGCGUUGCCGCGAGCAUUACUGCUGGGAAUGUGCAAGUGCGGUCGCGGCGACACUGCAUGUGUGUCCGGCUUGCGCCUCGCGUCCACACCUGUACCAGCGGCUGCCGGACCACGAAUGAACUGACGACAUGUUAGUGUGUAGUUACUUUUGGCAAUUACUGAGGAUGUCACAAUCCAAGACCAUAGACUUUUCAAGUGUGUGCCCGGCGUUCAAACUUGUACCAGUGGUCGUGUGUGUCACUUGUUUGUGAGCAUUUGUCACCGGAUGCUGGCUAUUAUUGAGGUAUGUACACUCCACGGCCACAGAUAGGAUAAUUUCUGGGGAGUGAGCCUUACCACUUAUUUACACAAUUUUUGUUGUUCAGACACGUUUAGUAACGAAUAUACUCGUUACUCGACUAAAUUACUGUAGUCCGAACCAGCCUUUCAUUUUGAAACUCUGUCUACUCACUCGUAACACGCUUGUCUGCAGUGCUAACGAUUUUUGGAAUAUAUCAGUAUUUGGACGCUCGAUGAAACUUGAGCAAAUUUCACGGCUACAACUACCAUUAAGACGCUAUUAUUGAGGUAACACGAACGCAAGCAGACGAAGUAUUUGAAUGUUUCAUUUUUAAAGUUUUCAUGGAUCCUCACGUAUCGUGGUCGUAGAUGAGGCACAAAUAUGACAAAUUUAGAUAGCUCAAAUAGAAUGUGCUGAUAUGCCUAUGCGUAACCAUAGAAUAAGUAAUAGUAUAAUACUAACGUACAGAAAUGGCACUUCCUACAACCCCGAAGUUUGACAGCGAUUCAGGGUCGAAUCAUGCUGUCCCUUUCUAAGGUAUGGCGCUAUCCCUUUCGGCUAUUUAGGGUUGUCAAAAUUCAAGUCAUUGUCUUAUUGUGGUCGUGCACGCAAUGGGACGUCAAGUUGUGCCAAACAUAAUAAUUGCUCGGAGCAAUGCUGAGCCGAACGGAACCGAGUUUGCCCGAAAGGAGUGUCUCCCCACUGGCGUAACUCGGGAACAGCAUUAUCAGUGAUAUUCUGUUAUCGAACAUUGUACUGUUGUAUAUUCUGUGCUGCUAUUUAUAAAUCCAUCCAUCAGUUGGACAGUGACAUUUGAAUAUCAGUCUUAUUGGUACAUGAUAAAGUUCAUGUUCAUAAUUAACCGCUGGUAAGGAGACUGCUGUAUUAAGGAGAAAAAUAAACCUACUGAUGAGGGUAACGUGACUAUAGUUGGUCAAGCAAAUGUCAUUAGAAAAGGCGCGAAAUUCAAAUUUUCUAUGGGCCGAUAACCCAUCGCGCAUACCUUUUUUAAAUUUGCAGCCUUUUUCUACUGACAAGAUUUGCUUGACCAACUAUAUAAUACACUAAAUAUUGAACAUUGAAAUAUAAAAACAGUAUAUUUUUUUAUAAAGUGUUUAUUUAUAUCACAAUUCGCUCUUCCACUGAACAUGUUGUUUAUAAGGUUUUUUGCCAAACUUACGUCAAUACUCUAUCUAUACCUACUAAUACUUAACCGUUAUGCUUAUUUCGGUGUAAUGAUGUUUUGAGUUUUUGACAAAUGCAUAUAUAACAAUGAUUUUUAUCGACAUAAACAUGUUAUUCAGAUAUGGUACUUGCUGUUUUUUUUGUCGAUCAAAAUAACUGGGCCAUAGAGUAGAAUUGUUUAACCUUUUGCACCCCAAGGACGGAUAAUAAUUAUAACCGCGCCCGAUAAAGUCAAUGAGCGCAGUCUUUUGUCAAAAAUAUGACUAUUAUUCCUUGCAAGAUUUAUUUAUUUUUUAUUUGACGUGGAGUAUAAUAGAUUAAAUGCAUUCACAAUCAACAAGUAUAGAAUAUAUACAUGUACAUACAACAUUAAACAGUUAAGAGACAUUAUAGCAGUCUAUAUUAUUAAAUUGUUUAACAAACAACAAUUCAGUUUAAAUCACAGAUAAAAAAUCUCGCAAUGAGGAAACGUAGUGCAGCACUGCACACGGCCUUCGGCGUCUCGCUUUAAAUAUUAAAAAAAAUAACGCUAAACGUCAACCGAUGCUGGUAUGUACAGUCAGCCACAAAAAUAUCCGAUUCCCCGGUAGAAGUUUGUAUGUGGGUAUGUAGGGUCAGAAACCAUUGGAGGUGACUGUACAUAACUAUGUCGUACAACCUGUACUUCCUUGAUGAAUUAAUAGUUAUCAACAUUAUUCAGCUAUUGGAAAUAUGUUGUUGCGGUAAACUACCUUUGAACGGCUUGAACAACAUAAUUACCGAUGCAAAUUAAGAUUGCUUAGGUCCACCUAAAAUGUUACCCAUUGUUUAGAAUGGAAUAAUUGUGAAAAUAUUGCAAUAAGUUAUAUAUCAAUACCUUAAAACUUGAAACCCAGGUACUAUAAAAUUAACUACAUUAUAUCACAAAGCAGCGUAUAGUUUAUUAUUCGAGUUUUAUUUACCUACGUGUUAUAAUGUAAAAGGCAAUUGUAUCUCCCUUACGACCCGAGAGAUGUAUUAUGAAUAAGAUACCAAGUGGCUGCCUUACUUUGUAUAUAAAACUAACAAGUGUUUGACAAUAUGGUUAUCAAAAUAUUUCUGGUACAUAAAAUAUACAAUUAUGCACGAUAGUAAUCUUGCAUUUUUU